ACUCUGGCCUGUGGGAGUCACACACACAUGCAGAUCCAUUUAAGAUAAAAGUACUCUUAAUAGGGUAGCGAAUGGUAUAUAUGCUUAAAUCCAAUUCACAGCUGCUUCAUUCAGAUUCACUCUUCUCAGUUAUCCAGAGCUUGUUUGUAAUGGACAGCAUGUUUCCUGCCUGGGCUCUCACCGCUUUGCUCCUGAGCUACACUCUUGGGCUUCCCAUCCAGAAUAGCACAAGUGGAUCUAAUUUGGAGUCUUUUCUCAAUGCCACAGUAACAAACUCCACGGUUGGAUCUGAUAAGGAGUCUUCUCUGAAUGCCACAGAAAAUAUAAAAAGAAAUCAUGGGAAUGCAUCCCGAAAGUUUUGUUUUUUGUCCAUCUGUUCCUUGUCGAACCUGGCGUCUUCCCUUCAGACUGGAGACGAGACUGCCGGUGACAUGGCCAAUCCAAUGGGAAUCGGCAAGAAAUGAAGGAAGAUGUAACAUAAACAUGUUCCUGAAUUAAAAACAGUAGAGUUUUGACAGUAUAAUAACAGAGGAAGCACUUUGCAUUACAGUGAUGUGUUCUGUGAUUUUGGAUUUGCUGUAGUAUUGUAUGAAAACAGUGAUUUUGGCAUGCCAGUGUCAAGAUACGCUCAAAUUCAGUUUUUCUUACAACAGUGAUGUUCCUGUCUUCAUUUUUAUAUUAUUUUGGUAUUAUUCUCCUAAGAUCCCACAAUUCAUUUUUGUUCAUUGUUAAUUUACUUGUGUGUUCUCUGAAAGCAUACAUGCCACAGUUUUAAGACCUACAGUAUAUGUAUCGUCCUUAAGAGGACAUUAUUUUAUUGUUACUAUGAUUAUUCUUUGUAUUACAAAUGACCACAAAACAUGUUAAUACGCAAAUUAGACAUAGACUGAGAAUGCAGUGUUGAUAAUAUUUACACACACAUUGUAUAAUAAAUCUAGGAAGUAUAACACAAAACACGUGAAAUGUUGGUUUAUUUUUGUUAGUAGGAGCUGCGAUUUCUGUGCCAAAGAGCUGAACAUAUUUUCAACACUUAUUUAGACUAAUCUCUUGAUGUCCACUAUAGUGUACAUCAUUUUUUUUUUUUUUAAUGACACAUGUUCCUUCUUAUGCAUCAAAAUACCAUAAGAACUGAAAUAAAGUCAAUUUUCAUUUGAAUCAAUGGUCUGUCAGUGUUGAAAAUGUAAACAUUUAUAUCUUGUGUAACUCUUUUAUCCUGCGUUUUUGUGUGAUAUUUACAUUUUUUCCAUUCCCCUUUUUGAAGAAGAGGAAAUUGCUUAUUAGUGCUCCUUAUGAUAAUUGUUUAUUAUUGAAUUAUAAAUAAAAAAAAAUAGAUGCAUUAUUUUCCCCUCAUUAUUUAACGGAUAUUAUGUAUCCAGAAGGAAUAAGUUAAUAGAAUA
Myxocyprinus asiaticus (Chinese sucker) is the source of this 1397-nucleotide messenger RNA. RefSeq lists its product as uncharacterized. The coding region runs from base 72 to 464 and encodes 130 amino acids. Lineage: Eukaryota; Metazoa; Chordata; Actinopteri; Cypriniformes; Catostomidae. The transcript has 5 exons. The record is from RefSeq and is a predicted model, not a curated record.